AUGGCUCCAACAAAACUCAUCUCAUGGAAAACCGCUCUACUUGGUUGUUUCACAAGCCAAAAGGUUCUCUUAGACCCGCAGGCUCUUGUGUCAAAAUCGCGUAAGUCACAGAGAUUAUGUAUGUCUGAUGUUAGCUCAUCACUUUUCAUCAUCAAUGGUGUUUCGAAUUCUAUGGCUGUGUGGGACCUUCACGAAUUCGCUCUCGCGGAACUUACGAUGAUUACACAUGAUUUCGCAUCUAGUAGUUAUCUCGGUGAAGGUGGGUUCGGAACGGUUCACAAGGGUUUUGUAGAUGAUGAACUUAGACCGGGUUUAGAGGCUCAACCGGUUGCAGUCAAGCUCUUGGAUUUAGAUGGUGGUCAAGGUCACAAAGAAUGGCUGACUGAAGUGACGUUGUUGGGGCAAUUGAGGCAUCCGCAUCUUGUGAGGUUGAUUGGUUAUUGUUGUGAAGAGAAGAAUAGGCUUCUCGUUUAUGAAUAUAUGCCAAGGGGCAAUUUAGAGAGACAAUUAUUCACAAGCACUAGUUUUGGAGUAUCCGUUGAAAAGUGCUCAAAACGAAAUGGUUUUGAGGAUAUUUUGCAAUUUGUUUUGAACAUUUUGAGUGUCUUAUCCGAUUUUUACAUCUAUAGACUACAUAGACACAAGACUAACCAUCCAACCAAACAUGAGAUUAAUUUUAAUUCCCGGAAAAAAGAACACAACACAUAUUUAGUUCGCAGUCCCAAUGUGAAUUGUGAAAUUGGCAAGGACUGCAAAAAUGGGUAUUCAAGUUCAUUGUCAUGGUUAAUCAGGAUUCAGAUAGCACUUGGUACUGCAAAAGGUCUCGCCUUUCUUCAUUGCCAGGACAGACCUGUCAUUUAUCGCGACUUCAAAACUUCGAAUAUUUUAUUGGCAUCGGAUUAUACUGCUAAACUAUCGGAUUUUGGGCUAGCGAAAGAUGGGCCUGAAGGUGAUGAGACGCAUGUGAGUACACGUGUCAUGGGGACACAAGGAUAUGCGGCGCCAGAGUAUCUUAUGACAGGCCAUUUGACCACCAUGAGUGAUGUGUAUAGUUUUGGGGUGGUUUUGUUAGAGCUGCUAACGGGCAAAAGAUCGGUGGAUAAAAAACGACCAAAUCGUGAGCAGUGUUUGGUGGUAUGGGGAAGGCCGCUUUUGAAAGAUUCUAAUAAUCUUCAUAGAAUUAUGGAUUCUAAACUCGAUGGUAAUUUUCCAGUGGAAGGGGCAAAGAAGGCGGCAGCACUGGCUAGUCGAUGUCUGAGCCACCGCCCAAAAUGUCGUCCUACUAUGACGGAAGUUGUCAAGACUUUGGAACAUAUAUUGGAAUUAGGCGAUUUCCAAGUUGAUUGGUUUGUGUAUAUUACUCAUGAAGGAGAAAAAAGCGAACAAAGAGAGAAAAAGGAAGAUAAGGGUGUUAUUGGUAGCGGUAGUUCCGGUGAUGAGGAGAAGGUGGUGGUGGUUGUUAAAAAGAAAGAUGAUGAAUGUUACUAAUUCAACCCCUAAAUAGUUGUUUUAUGUGUAUUAGUAGGGCCAUAUGUGAGUGUAGUCCAUACAAAUAAAUAACCACUCCCAUACCCCCAACCCAAAUAAAGCGUGGAAUUGUUAAAUUGUUAACUUUUUACUUUUAGGUAGUUUUUAA
Lactuca virosa is the source of this 1636-nucleotide messenger RNA. The record is from the annotation of a GenBank genome assembly. Lineage: Eukaryota; Viridiplantae; Streptophyta; Magnoliopsida; Asterales; Asteraceae.